GCAGUGCAUAAAUUUUUGUGCUUAAUUUUCCAAUCGUAAUUAUUUAUCCAAAUAGAUAGAAUUUGGAAUCAGAAGUAAAUAUUUUUACAUCGAUUCUGAUUUCAACAUAUACGGUAUUUAUGUGGAUUUUGGUGUUUUAAUUUGUGUCCUUUGACGUAAUAAAAAGUGGUUGUCAAACGAUAUACAGCGAAGAAGUGAUUAAUGCAUAAUUAAAAAGCUGUCAAGUAAGGAAAAUAACAUUGGAGAGUUAAAUGGUGUAAUCAACGCCCCUUACUGUGAAAAUUUGCCGGGAAAAUAUGAGCUUAGGUUGGACAACUAAUCGUGACAACAACAGCAGAGAGUAUAGCCUCCAAAAGAUGAACCGCUGAGUGCAACGCUUGUGCCUCCCCCGAUGGAAAAUAUAUACAACGCAAACGCACUAGAGAGACUAUCCACACGAGCGUACGAAUUCCACAUUCGUGUACGAGCGAAUACCGAUGCAGUCUUAGUUUCAUACAGCAGCGCUCUUGCUUCUUUCAUUAGAUUGUGAAGAGCCAGCAACGCGUCGAGAGCAUUUUCCGGACGUCCGUGCUUCAUAAACCGUGACCAAAAGAAAAUCAGUCAACGCUCACACUGGCCCUUUUUUCUUACUAUAGGGUCACACAAACGGAAUAUAUUUUUCACGAAACACAUUUUUGUAGAAAAUAAUACAAAAUUAGUGAACAAAGUGAUUACCACGCUACUCCUAAAGCGUCUAUAUUCUAUUUAAGCUGCACUGACGUACCGCCGCAUAAACGGUGUAACCGCGCGCGUACGCGUUCGGUUGUAAAAAAGACCCUGAGCAAAAAUCGAUUUUUUCUUCAUUUUACACGCUUCUAAAGAGAAUUUCCAACAACAAUAGGAGUAGCUAAAAAGGCUACUCACAUAUAUGUAUAUAAAGAAACUAGUUCAAAACUAAAGUUAUAUUAAAAUUUGUGAAACAUUUUUGAAAACUUAAGGGAGUACUAGUCCCAUAAAUGUGAUAAAAGUGGAAAAUAAGGAAUUCAAAUAACGAAAGUAAAGAAGAGGCAAAAACAACGUGAUAGAAAACCCGAUACACAAAAACCAUCUACCAACAAUCAAAAUCCAAUCCACUCUCAUUCAUAGCUGCUUUGGCGUUCUAGUAACAAUUUGCGCUGAUUUUUGCCAUCAUAACCCACCCCUCUCUAUUGUUGUUCGGAAGCUUUCAACGAUAAGCUACAUUUUCGACAUUGUGCUCGUCCAACAGCGUCAUCACCUUCAUCGUCAUCAUAAGCAGCGAACGCAACAGCAGAUACCAACAAUUUUUCUCCCUGCGCGUGUGUUAAAUUAUACCAUUGAGUGCUCCAAGUGCUGGUUAUAAAAUAUAAAAGGUGUUUAUCAAAAGGAAAGCAAAAAAUUCGAAAGCUUACAAUUUGUGGAUGUGAAAUAAUAUAAGAGCUACAACUCACAAGAUAAAAUUUAAUUCUGUAUAUAAAAUAUUUAAUAAAAAAUACAACUGUUAGCACUUAAAAAAGCUUACAUACAGUCUGUGAAUACGAAAAUAACACACAAAAGUGAGGCAGAAAGUGAGUCAUGCUGCCGUUGCUAUUGUCGCUUAAGCUAUCGCUAUCGUCGUCGUUGUUAAUGUCGCCCAAAUUAUUGUCGAGUGUCGUGGAUAUCGCAGUAAAUUGAAUUUGUUGACCGUGAGCAUUGCCUUCACCCGCUACACAUACCAAUACACACACGUUCAAAUUCAUUCUGCCCCCUCUAACAACGUGAAAUAACAAAUGCUAAAAAUUCGUAUGCUGAUAUAUGUAAUAUUCACUCUCAACAAUAACUUGCAAUAUAUGUAUAACGCAAUCAAAGAGGCAGUUUUAUAGUGACAAAAAUAAGAGGAAAAGUCAAUAAUUUAAUUCAGAAAUAUCAAAAAGCAACGCCUCAAAAAAAGAACUAUUGCCAAGACAGCGGUACGGCGGCUGGUUCCAAACGUCCGCAUUUCGCAAGGAAAAAUCGAUAAUUGUCAUACGAACGGGCCGCAAACAACCGCCCGCGUCCACCCACCACCGCAAAAAAAUAUUCAGGCGUGGAAAGUGUUGCACACACGAAGUACGCUGUGAGACCGACAAAAUUAGCAGUGAUAAAUGGAAAAGCAAAAACGAAUUGGCGUAUAAAAGAAAAGCAAAAAUUUGUGUUGUGCUCGUGUCAAGUUCACCAUAAGUAUUAUAUGAAAAUUCAAUUAAUAUAAUUUUGAAACAAAUAAGUGAUAGGCUAAAUUAGGAGCAUUAACUGCCACAAAAAAAAUUAUAAACAACGUCUUGAAAUUGAGCAAAGCUAUAUCCCUUGUCCCUUGAAAAAAUCUACUGAAAAUUUAGCUCAACAAAGCCAACGAACGACAAAAUAAGUCAACGAAAAUAAGUCAGCUAAUAUAAAGUUAAAAUUAGAAUACAAAUUAAAAAAAGUUCAAAGCAAACGCACUGCUUAAGAAGUGUUUCAGUGAAAAAACGCGAACCACAAAAAAACAAAAACAAUUUCAAACACUUCAGUUCUUGAAUAAAUAAAGCUGCAAAAUGACAAAAGACAGAUUAGCCGCACUUCACGCAGCCCAAUCCGACGACGAAGAGUCCGAGGAAGUGGCUGUCAAUGUGGAUGCCCAUGAUUCUUAUAUGGAUGAGUUCUUCAAGCAGGUGGAGGAGAUACGUGGUAUGAUCGAUCGCGUUCAAGACAAUGUCGAGGAAGUGAAAAAAAAGCAUUCAGCUAUACUCUCCGCCCCUCAGUCAGAUGAGAAAACCAAGCAGGAGCUUGAAGAUUUAAUGGCCGAUAUUAAAAAGAAUGCAAAUCGGGUCCGUGGAAAGCUAAAAAGCAUCGAACAAAAUAUAGAGCAAGAGGAGCAGCAGAACAAAUCGUCCGCCGAUUUGCGUAUACGCAAAACACAACAUUCAACGCUAUCACGAAAAUUCGUCGAGGUGAUGACAGAAUACAAUCGCACGCAAACGGAUUACCGAGAGCGUUGCAAAGGUAGAAUACAACGUCAGCUGGAGAUUACCGGACGUGCAACGACCAGCGAAGAACUGGAAGACAUGUUGGAGCAAGGCAACCCAGCAGUAUUCACUCAAGGCAUUAUCAUGGAGACACAGCAGGCCAAACAAACGCUGGCCGAUAUAGAGGCUCGUCAUGCUGAUAUCAUGAAAUUGGAGACAUCGAUCAAAGAGCUACACGACAUGUUCAUGGAUAUGGCUAUGUUGGUGGAGUCGCAGGGCGAGAUGAUCGAUCGCAUUGAAUAUCAUGUGGAGCAUGCUAUGGACUAUGUGCAGACGGCAACGCAAGACACAAAGAAGGCGCUUAAAUACCAGAGCAAGGCGCGCCGAAAGAAGAUCAUGAUCCUGUUAUGUUUGACUGUGUUGGGUCUCAUAGUUGCUUCAUAUCUUGGCCUUACUGUCGGAAAAGUGAUAUAACGAAAAAAAGUCAUAAUAAAUAUACACAUUUGCUGCUGUUGCAAUUCGUUAACUUAAA
This is a messenger RNA of Bactrocera neohumeralis, 3489 nucleotides long. RefSeq names its product syntaxin-1A (gene Syx1A). Lineage: Eukaryota; Metazoa; Arthropoda; Insecta; Diptera; Tephritidae. The record is from RefSeq and is a predicted model, not a curated record. The transcript has 3 exons. Bases 2547 to 3431 code for a protein of 294 amino acids. Gene Ontology annotation, biological process: synaptic vesicle fusion to presynaptic active zone membrane; intracellular protein transport; exocytosis. Gene Ontology annotation, cellular component: presynaptic active zone membrane; plasma membrane; endomembrane system. Gene Ontology annotation, molecular function: SNARE binding; SNAP receptor activity.